Messenger RNA from Sphaeroforma arctica JP610, 1344 nucleotides. RefSeq lists its product as hypothetical. The record is from RefSeq and is a predicted model, not a curated record. Gene Ontology annotation, biological process: NLS-bearing protein import into nucleus. Gene Ontology annotation, molecular function: nuclear import signal receptor activity; protein binding. Gene Ontology annotation, cellular component: nucleus. Lineage: Eukaryota; Ichthyosporea; Ichthyophonida. The transcript has 9 exons. The annotation marks the transcript as partial.
UUCAGUUGGAAGCAGCUUGGUCCCUAACAAACAUUGCGUCGGGAAGUUCGGAACAAACGCGUACAGUGGUGGAGGCGGGGGCUGUUCCCCUGUUUGUGCAGUUGGUGCUCUCAGGCUCUCCCAAGCUGAUUGAUCAGGCUACUUGGGCUCUGGGAAAUAUAGCCGGAGAUGGAGCGGAGUGCAGAGAUCUGGUUAUCGAAUGCGGAGGUGUGCAAGCCAUUAUGAAGACCAUUGCACCGAAGACAUGUGAGCUCGGUGUGUUGAAGAACGCCAUGUGGGCCAUGUCCAAUCUGUGCAGGGGGAAGAAUCCCCAACCAGACUUCUCCCAGGUGAAGGCCUUUCUCCCGGCUGUGGCUGUGUGGCUGCGCAUUACGCAAGAUGUGGAGAUCAUCACAGACGCGCUAUGGACGUUGUCGUAUCUGUCCGAUGGCGCGGGCGAUCACAUUGAGGAGGUGCUGGUCUCUGGCGUAUCGCUCAAGCUGGUUGAAUUGAUGAUGCAUCCAUUGGUGAGUGUAGUGGUGCCCUGUCUUCGUACCAUUGGGAACAUCACCACCGGCACUCACACGGAGACUCAGGUGGUUAUCAAUGCCGGAUGUGUGCCUGUUCUUCUGCACGUCCUGUCCUCGACCGAGGCGAAGUUGCGGAAAGAGGCUUGUUGGGCUAUAUCGAAUAUUACGGCGGGAACUGUAGAGCAGAUUGAGGUCGUACUGUCCAACGGACUGAUGCGGCCGUUGGUGCACAUUGCACACAAUGACGAGUACCGUGUGAGUGAGGAGGCCAUGUGGGCCAUCACCAACGCCUGCUGUGGCGGAUCACCAUCGCAAAUCAGGAUUGUCGUGGAUGAAGGCGGCCUUAAGCAGAUGUGCCAAUUCUUGAGCAAGGACGGGGCUGUGGCAUCGGUAUUGGUGGUGGUCAUGGACGCCAUAUAUGCAACACUGAAGUCGGCGGAGAACGAGCGCGUGCUGCUUAUGUAUACAGAGAUCAUUGAAGAAGAGGAUGGCAUCGACAGGAUGGAUGCUUUACAGCACCACAGCAGUGAAAAAGUAUACCAAAUAGCCAACAGAAUAAUUAGUGAGUACUUCUCAGCCAACGAUGACAAUUUAGAAUUGAUGGAACCAGAAGUGGGUGCGGACGGCCAGUUGUCGUUCAACGCUCCAGCAAAGGGUAGCAACUUUAACUUCUGAGAACGGCUGAGCGUCGCAAUUUAGUACGGAAAUGGCCACUACCAAGAGUAUUGAGCGGACUCGAAAUCAACCGUUCGUGGUGGGUGCAGAGACAACUGUGUCCACCAAAGCACAGACUCUCAAACUCAUGACCUCGGAAGCAUCUCACAAUAAAGCAAGC